Mugil cephalus (flathead mullet) is the source of this 820-nucleotide messenger RNA. RefSeq names its product lens intrinsic membrane protein 2.1 (gene lim2.1). NCBI's taxonomy places the organism in Eukaryota, Metazoa, Chordata, Actinopteri, Mugiliformes, Mugilidae. The coding region runs from base 173 to 694 and encodes 173 amino acids. Gene Ontology annotation, molecular function: structural constituent of eye lens. The record is from RefSeq and is a predicted model, not a curated record. Gene Ontology annotation, cellular component: plasma membrane. The transcript has 5 exons.
UUUCCGCCUAUUGUCUCAUCACUUUGUUGUGUAGCCCCAGUUUCCCCCUGUUCGCCCCCCUGCUAUUAGUCUGCUGGAAGGCUGCCUGUCUUGGCAUUAUAGGAUCUUGUUGUGUUUUGUCAGGCAGCCCUGUCUUCAUAAGCCACUCCAUAGGGGUUAAUUAAGGUGCAGGAUGUACAGCUUUAUGGGUGGAGGGCUGUUCUGUGCAGGCGUGGGGAACAUCCUCCUGAUUGUUUCCACAGCAACCGAUUACUGGAUGCAGUAUCGGCAGUCCGGCAACUACAUGCACCAGGGCCUGUGGCGCUACUGUAUGCCGAUGAAGUGCUUCCCGCACAACGACAGCAUCGCACACAUGGAUGCGACCCGCGCCCUCAUGAUCCUUUCUCUUCUGGCCUGCUUCUUUGGCAUCAUCAUCGGCAUCAUGGCCUUCAUCCAUUACUCCUCCUUCGACCGGUUUGACAAAACCUUCGCUGCAGGCGUACUGUUCUUCAUCUCAUGCUUUUUCGUGUUUCUAGCAAUGGCUGUGUACACUGGAGUCACUAUUAACUACUAUGGGAAACGCUAUGGAAACUGGAGGUUCUCCUGGUCAUAUAUCAUUGGCUGGGUGUCAGUGGUGCUCACCUUCUUCUCAGGUAUAUUCUAUAUGUGUGCCUAUCGGAUGCAUGAAUGCCCCAGGAAUGCCAGCUCGCAUUAGAGGACUGAAGCGAUCAUCCAGACUUAAGCCAUGGAUUCUGAUCAUGAGGGAGUGCAUCAAGGCUUUGUGUUGAUUCUCCUUUUGAGCAUGAACGACGAUUUCAAUAAAAGCUGGGGUAAAACGUGA